Molecule: messenger RNA, 3118 nt
Organism: Homalodisca vitripennis (glassy-winged sharpshooter)
Lineage: Eukaryota; Metazoa; Arthropoda; Insecta; Hemiptera; Cicadellidae
Product: nibrin-like
Exons: 11
Coding region: 459-2798 (779 amino acids)
Biological process (GO): double-strand break repair via homologous recombination; mitotic G2 DNA damage checkpoint signaling
Cellular component (GO): Mre11 complex
Molecular function (GO): damaged DNA binding; protein binding
Source: RefSeq, a predicted model, not a curated record
UUUAAAAUUUAUAAAUCUGUUAUCGUUUUAUUAGCAGUCAGUGAAUUUUGAGUAAUCUGUUGGCGAUAUAGAGAAAUUUUACUAAUAUUAGUCUACUUACAAUAUUUACUACAAACGUAAGGAUAGAACUACUAACUGCCUAGUCUGAUUGUUGGUUAUGUUAUACCCAGUAAAAAAUGUAUGAUUGCUACUAGUUAAUUGCUUCAAAUAAUGAGUCGGUGUUAUAAUUGUAGUAAUAUUUUUUGCCUAAUAUGGACCUGUUCUUUCGAUAAUAUAGUCAUAACAGAGUAUUUCCAGAUGCAAUUUUGAGGCAUUUCCACUACCUCUGAAGUGUUUUAAGGUUUAGCCUAUCUUACUCUGUUUUCUAGAAGAUAGGACACUUAAUCAAACGUGCUGACUAAUAUAAAUCAAUGAGAUAGAAUAGCCAGUAUUGUAGCAGAGUUUACAGGCUCUUCAAAAUGUGGCUUCUGCGAAAUGAUGAAAAAGGACUGAUAUAUAGAGUGUCUUCUGGUAAGGAACACAUGGUGAGCAGAAAGGAUGCAGACCUGUUGCUGGAGGGUGACCAGUCCAUCAGUCGCAAACAUGCUUUACUUUCCGUCAAUGAUGAAAACGAAAAUGAGGGAAUAGUCUUGAAAGACCUAGGUUCAAAAUAUGGAACAUUUACCAUCAUUGGAGAUGGACAGUUAACGCAGCUCUCUCCUCAGCAACAAGUCACACUCAAGUGCGGUGAUAAUGUGAGGUUUGGUAUUCAGUGGAACUCAUGGAGAGUAGAUUAUGUGCCGCUGCUGGUGGCAACGUCCACACUGACUCAGGAGGAGAAGACAGAGGUUAAACAGCUGGUGACGGCUCUAGGAGGGCAAGUGGUCAGCGACUGGCAUGAUAAGUGUACACAUCUCACCAUGAACAAACUCACCGUUACUGUCAAGGUAGUAUGUGCCCUUGCUGCCUGCCAACCAAUUGUAAUGCCUUCUUUUUGGAAGAGUAUGACGCAGGCUCUGACGUCCAUGCAGGCCACUCUACCGGAUUGCAAGGAUUUUGUACCACCUUUGGCUGAAGCAGUACUGAACCCUUCAGAAGUCUCGUUUGCUCCCAACCGUGCAAGGUGUCAACUAUUCAACGGCUACACAUUUGUUGCCUCAUCACCCAAACAGCUGAAUCGGAUCAAAUCCAUGGUUACUACUGCAGGAGGCACAGCGGUUGAGUUCUCUGCGAGAGUUUGGACCGAAGACAAACUGAUGAAUGAGAAAACUAUUUUAAUGCUGCAUUCAGCCAAUGGCAAGCAGAGCUCCCAGAACUCACAGGUUCCUGAUGGUUACAUCACUGUUGCUCGUAAAUUGAGGGAAAAAGGGGUACGCUGUAUCCCGGAGUCUGAGAUCGGGCUUGGUGUGCUGUACUGCAGCAUGGUCCAAUACUGCAACCCUCGCUUCAGUGCCAAUUCUGUCCUGGGGUCUUCCAACAGUUCUCUGGAGUCCACACAGCCAGUCAACGUCAUAUGUCCUGACUCUGAGGAAAAUACAAACUCCAGUGCUGACAAUCAAGAUUAUAUCAACACUGUUCCCAGGUCUUUUGAGUCAUCAACUUCCAAGAAGAGGAUGCAUGAGGAUGUAAGUGAAGAUGAAGAACAAACCAGAAAGAAACCAGAUAAACGGGGAGAGUCUCAAGAUAUAUUUGAUUCUCAAGGCUCUGGUGUCCAGAAACCAAGCUGUAGUGGAUUAAGUUUGACCUUGAAGAAGGUCACUCCUGCUGAAGAUUCUUCUAAAGAAAAACGGCCAGUCCUAAAUUCAAAUCCUUCCCUCGAUAUGUUUGCACCAUCCGGUAAAAUCUCCUCCACCUCUCAUAAUCAGACAGAUGUCAGACCAUCAGGCGAGGAUUUAUUUGGUUCAACAGGACUUCGGCAAAUACAGAACACAAAAGCAGAUGAUGAUGAAUUUUCUUUCACUUCAAAAAAAUGUCGUAAACUUCAAAAGGAGGCUGAAAACGAGGUUGAUGAAUUCUCUUUCACAUCAAAGAAAAAUUCUGCCAAACAACAGGAACGGGUGAUAGAUGAUGAAUUUUCCUUUACGUCCACCAAGAGAGCGUCCAAAAGGAACCGAAAUAGUGAUGUUGACAUGUUUGCUUCUAGUAAUGAAUCCUCUUUUAACAAGAAUAACGUCACGCCAGGCCCAUCUAAAGUUAGAAGAACCGAUAAUGAAGGUGAAUUCCGUAUUGCAGAGAAAAAAAUGAGUCCUUUGAAGGAUAACGUUUUUGUUUUCCCGGAAAAGCCUAAAAGAAAGCGUAACAAUGAAAGUCUUAUUGUUGAUGAUGAACCUGGCCCAGAGGUUAAAGUAGCUCUGUUUACCAAGCAAGAAGAACCUAUUGUAGGUCCAAGUGACAUGGAAAUGGAAAAAGAAGCAGUAAAACAAAGCACUGUAGAUCCGAAAGUUCUGGUCACGUAUAGUAAACUUAAUCCACCUGUAGUAAACAUUAAAAAGGAAGUUGAAGAUGAAGAGGUUGAUGAACUAGCCAAAGAGUUGCAUAAUGCUACUAUAGUUGUGUUCAAGCCACUUGUCGUUGUAAAGCCAAAGCCAGUUGAGAGAACUACUGUUGCCUCAGGCAAGAACUUCAAGAAGUUCCGAAAAGUUGUGUCAUUGAACAAGAGAGCAGUUCCUCAUAUAAUCGGUGGUAGUGACUUGGUGCCCCAUAACGAAAUCUUAGAGCCCCCAGACGACUUUUUACUACCAGAUCUUCCCAAACACCAGCCCACCCCUGAGGACGACUGGGGCUUCCAGAACACCAAGAAGAAGGGAAAAGCUUAUUGAGCAACCAUUCUUACUUACCUAUCCAUACUGCACUCAUUUAUUGUCGAAUAUGACGUAUUUCAUCAAUCUAUGUUUUAUACUUUCACAAAUAACAAGCUGUGAUUUAGUUAAGUUAUACAAUUUAGUUUUAAUGAAUUGAUUGUAUAGUGUGAGGUUAGUGCCUUAUAAUAAAGUAAAUUUAAUGUUUGUUUUGUUUUGGUUGAAAUGUUUGUACAACUCAAAUGCGAGGUGUCCUAGUUUAUUCAUAUGUAUUUUUCCUAAUUUCUAUACUGAAUUAAAUAUUGUAUAAUGAAACCUAUAUAAUAAAAUAUUUCCUUUUA